Messenger RNA from Octopus sinensis (East Asian common octopus), 2594 nucleotides. RefSeq lists its product as uncharacterized. Gene Ontology annotation, cellular component: nucleus. The record is from RefSeq and is a predicted model, not a curated record. Gene Ontology annotation, biological process: regulation of transcription by RNA polymerase II; immune system process. The transcript is spliced from 5 exons. Bases 560 to 2290 code for a protein of 576 amino acids. Gene Ontology annotation, molecular function: DNA-binding transcription factor activity, RNA polymerase II-specific; RNA polymerase II cis-regulatory region sequence-specific DNA binding. NCBI's taxonomy places the organism in Eukaryota, Metazoa, Mollusca, Cephalopoda, Octopoda, Octopodidae.
GAGGAAAUAGUUGUUUAUGUGAAUGCUUGCUUUGAUUUAGCAAAUAGUAAGCUAGAAAUGUAAGGAUUGCUUUAAAUAUGAUUUAAAGCUAGAAGAAAGGGGAGAAGAAAUCCAGAGGUGAAAGUGACAAAAAGUUUGGUUGGCCACGUGCUGUGCCAUGAAAGACAGGAAACGACCGCCAAAGGUGCCUCUCGCUUUAGUUCCGGUUUUAUUAUUAAUUUUUUCAACUAUUUCGAGUUAAAUCCAUUCCACCAUAACAAAUUCUCGUUGUCGACGUUAAUAACUCAACUUUUUACUAUCACCCAUCCUGGUUAUUGUAUAGGAAGACAUUGAUAAGCAGAAAGUUUACAACUUUGAAACCCUCCCUUCUCUAUUUGUCAUUACUAGAAAGGCGAGGCGACACAGUUUCUCUAUAACUUGUUACCGUCCCCGCUCUUCUGCUGUUUGCCCUCCUUUUUCUUUUUCCUUCUUCGCCUUCACACAUGCACGGAUUCUGUAGACCAUUAUAAUACACACCUACACAGAAAUAUACACAGAGAGAGACCCUGUUGAAAAAUUAAUGGCUUCACUUCCACGAGUCUCGGAUAGGAAUAAACAGAAGAAACAGAAAAACAACUGCGGAUGGGUGCGCCUAAGUAAGUUUAUGGCGGAGGAUCAGGAUCCAUCUCUUGUCGAUAAAAUGGUAAAGAACACGUCUUCGAGUUCGCCAUCUCAACACGAAAACUGUUGUAAUGGCCAUCACCACCACCACCAACAGCAACAACACAACAAAAUCAACAACAAUAAUAAUGAUAUUCAUGAUAACAACAGUGAGAGCAACAAGUCUUCUUCUGGGGAGUCCGACCCUGAAAAAGUUAGGGAAAGUUAUGAAACAAAUGUUUUAUCAGGUGAACAGUCUGAAAAACAACAGGAAACAUAUUGCAAUCACUCUCAUACAGAGAUUGCCAAACCAGCUGUUAAACGGAGAGGAGUACGUCCUGUGGAACGUGAACGUAUGCGACCCUGGUUGAGUAGACUUCUGAAUGUUGGAGACAUUCCAGGCUUGCAUUGGAUUGAUAAAAAGAAGAAAAUCUUCCGCAUUCCUUGGAAGCAUGGUUCUAGCCAAAACUGGACACCAAAUGAUGCCAAUUUGUUUGUAAAAUGGGCUGAACACACUGGCAGGUUUGUACCAACAGAAGACAAGCCCAACACAAAACGCUUUAAAGCAACAUUUCGCUGUGCCUUAAACAGUCUACCCGAUUGCAAAGAACUCUCUGAUUUAAACCAUAAGGGUGGUACGAAUGCUUACAAAGUUUACCAAUUCUUUUGUAACAAGAAAAAUUGUCCAUUUAAUGAAGAUAAAGAAGAUGACAAACAAAAAUCUCUCUUUAGAGAAAUCAGACCAAAGAGCCCUCCAAAAAGAAACCAUUCAGUAGAUUCUUCCAUGUCUUGUAAUAGCCUUUCUGAAUCUGACAGUUCUGAAACUCUGCUCAGCGAUAGUGAAGUGGCCAAUACAUUGCUACAGCUCCACCGUGGAACAAUUCGAGCUCCAACUGUAACACAGACUCCCAUUACUUGUGACACUUCAUCAUAUUCUAACCCUACUGCUGAUGCUGUUGAUGCCUUGACACAGUUAACUCGGUCUGACAGACUUUCUUGUCCUGUACCACUUCCUGUUGUCUCCAUUAGCUCACCACCUGAACUUCCAGUCACCACACCUAUUGCUGUUACCAUCACACAACCCACCAUCAAUUUACUUCAGUGUGCUGCACCCACUGUAGUACCUCUUACACCACCAGCUGAAGUUCCUCUUCUAAUUCAAAAUCCUCAUUUGACACCACAGAAUCCUUUUUUCCCAAAAGUGACUGAGUCCACCCAAUCAUUGCCAGUUACAUCAUGUCCCAAACACAAACUUCUGUCAGAUCACUGUUAUAUUGAUGAUGCACCAUUAAAACCUCAAGUGAGAGUCAAAGAAGAGGUGAAUGACCCUGGCUAUUCCCAAGCUGAACAGAAAACUAUGAUGCCAUUGGUGAAAGUGAAAUUAGAAAAUGUUGAAACUGGUCAUGUGAUUCCUACCACCUGUUGGAAAAAUAAUGAAGAAAAUAACCAAGAAGGAGUUGUAGCUAUGACAGACACACACUUUCAAUCUUCCUGGAAGUGUUAUCAACCCACUUCCAAUUUGCCAACUUGCGCUUCACCCAGAAACCUGCAGGUACUCACUGCUGUAAACACUGCUUCACAGAAAAUUGAAAAUUCUUCUCAUCAUACUGCAAAAAUUCCUGUUAAAAAAAAAAGGACCAUAUCGUGUUAGACUUAUUUUUGACUAUUUUCCAAUAGUCCAAACAUCAGUUGUGAGAUUUCUAGCAGUAAAAAAGUGGGGUAUUUUCUGAUAAUGUUCAGAAGUAUUUGGUUGUUGAAAAAUUCAGAUCUCCCCACGCUUUUUAUAUAUAUAGAAUCCCUAUUUCAUUUACUUAGAGCAUUUAUCUUUGUUGUAGUUCUUAUUCUAUAGGAACAUUAUUUCUAGAGUUUUCCUAUUUUCUCUUCUUAAAUUGUGAUUAAUGUUUCUUUGUUCUGUUUUUCAUUAAAGCUAAAGUGCUACAAAGAUUUUUUUGAAA